Molecule: messenger RNA, 1582 nt
Organism: Arabidopsis lyrata subsp. lyrata
Lineage: Eukaryota; Viridiplantae; Streptophyta; Magnoliopsida; Brassicales; Brassicaceae
Product: putative F-box/kelch-repeat protein At3g17280
Exons: 2
Molecular function (GO): protein binding
Source: RefSeq, a predicted model, not a curated record
AAUUUCCCAUUUGCCGUCUUUCUUCGUCGAGAGAGUGAAGUCAGAAACCACGAGAUGAUGACGAUGAUUUCCGAUCUUCCAUACGAUUUGUUAUCGGAAAUACUCUCUAGGCUUCCGAUCAAGUCUCUACCGAAACUGAAAACCACUUGCAAGCGAUGGUACGGUUUAUUCUAAGAUCCGGAUUUCGUCGAGAAGAAGUUGGGUAAAGCAGCAAGUGAGAUGGUGUUUCUGAUGAAUCAUGAGGUUUAUUCGAUUAGCGUAGAAAUCCAUGGAAUUCCAAAAGGCCGUUGGGCAUCCAUGGGGUUUACAGGUACACUCACCAUACCCGAAGAUUCAGAUUUGGAAAUAUUUCGAAUCCAUCACUUGGACGGUUUAUUAUUAUGCGCCACAAUGGACUGUAGACUCGUAGUUUGGAAUCCCUGUACUGGUCAAAUCACAUGGAUCAAACCUAGAAUUUGUUACAAUAGUGAUGAUAUAUAUGCUCUAGGAUGUGGUAACAACAAAUCAUCUUCUUUAGAUAGCUACAAAAUCUUGAGGUGUUGCGAUGACAAUCACGAAAUGCCUGAGUCUGAAAUCUAUGAUUUUAGUUCUAGUUCAUGGAGGGGUCUUGAUGGCGUCACUGCAAAUUGCUUCAUAGAAUGUAAUGGUGUGACUUUGAAGGAAAGUGCUUACUGGUAUGCUUCAGAUGAAAAAGAAACCCCCACGGGUAAAUUCAUACUCAGGUUUGAUUUCGCAACGGAGACAUUUGCACGUCUAUGUCUGCCCCUUACCUUUCAGAGGGAUCAUGAUAAUAAGAGUGUGCUUGUGGCUGUUGUUGGAGAAGAGAAACUUGCUUUGUUACAGCAGUUCGACCAUAGGGUUCAUAGUUUGAAAUAUUCUAAGAUGAAGAUAUGGGUGACCGAUACUAAGAUCGGUGAGGCCAAAGACUUGUCGUGGAGCAACUUUUUAGUUGUGGAUCUUGCUGACGAUAAUCUACCGAGUGUAACAAGUUUCCUGUUGGACGAGGAGAAAAGAGUGGCUGUGUGUUCUGAUGCAGUGUGUUCUGAUCCAGACACGGAAGAUGAAGAUAGGAGCAGAAUCUACAUUGUUGGAGAAGAUGUAGAUAAAUUCGUCUAUGAAGACGUUUCAACAGAAACAUGGCCCAAUCAGCCAUUUCUCGUCAAUUAUAUUCCAAAUCUGGUUCACAUUGAGAAAGAUGCACCCAUAGUCGAAGUGCAAAAGAAAAGGAAACGGCAAGAGGCACGGCGAACCUGGCAGUUGACAAAAGUUGUAAGAAGAGUUUGAACAGAUCAACCUGACAGUGUGUGCUCAUGAAGAAAACGAAGUAAAACUUAAAUCAAAAACAGAUUCAAAUCUUGCGGUGUGACUUCUCUUCUCUAUCAUUUUAUAUCAAUAGACUAUUUUAUGAGUAUCAAUUAGAUGACUUGAUAUUAUUAGUUUUGGGGACUCUAAAUCAAAUCAAAAUCAAAUUUAGUCGAUGGAUCUUGAUUAGUUAAUUUCAUUACUAUUGGUUUUGAGAUUACUUGUCAGUAGUUUAUUGUUUUUGGACUGAUCAGAAUAUACACGAAUAUAAUAGCCUGAA